Messenger RNA from Xenopus tropicalis (tropical clawed frog), 2926 nucleotides. RefSeq names its product gap junction protein alpha 8 (gene gja8). The transcript has 2 exons. Bases 156 to 1937 code for a protein of 593 amino acids. Gene Ontology annotation, cellular component: connexin complex; plasma membrane; gap junction. Gene Ontology annotation, biological process: transmembrane transport; cell communication. NCBI's taxonomy places the organism in Eukaryota, Metazoa, Chordata, Amphibia, Anura, Pipidae. The record is from RefSeq and is a predicted model, not a curated record.
CCAACCUAUCAGGAUCGAUUGAGUCACUGCUGCUCAGUGGGGCGAUGGCUUUUGGCCUUUAGGUGGGCAAGUUCAGAGACAAAACUUCAGUAUUGACAUUGGGAGAGCCAAGAGAGGGGACGAAUCCUCCGGUGGAGUUUCCGUGAGCGUUAACCAUGGGAGACUGGAGUUUCUUGGGUAAUAUUUUGGAAGAAGUCAAUGAGCACUCGACCGUGAUUGGUCGAGUUUGGCUCACUGUUCUCUUCAUUUUUCGGAUACUCAUUCUGGGAACGGCUGCUGAGUUUGUUUGGGGCGAUGAACAAUCUGAUUUUGUGUGCAACACCCAGCAGCCCGGUUGUGAAAAUGUCUGCUACGACGAGGCCUUUCCUCUCUCCCACAUUAGGCUGUGGGUUCUCCAGAUCAUCUUUGUGUCCACGCCAUCACUGGUCUACGUGGGACACGCGGUGCACCACGUUCGCAUGGAGGAGAAACGGAAGGAGAGAGAGGAGGCUGAAAUGAGCAGGCAGCAGGAGAUGAACGAGGAACGAUUACCCCUUGCCCCUGAUCAAGGGAGCAUCAGGACCACGAAGGAGACAAGUACCAAAGGAACCAAGAAGUUUCGCUUGGAAGGAACCCUCCUCAGAACCUACAUCUGCCACAUUAUAUUCAAAACUCUUUUUGAAGUCGGCUUUGUGGUCGGCCAAUACUUUCUCUACGGCUUCUGGAUCAAACCCUUGUAUCGUUGCAGUAGAUGGCCCUGCCCAAACACGGUGGACUGCUUCGUUUCCAGGCCGACGGAGAAAACGAUUUUCAUUACGUUCAUGUUAGCCGUGGCUGCGGUCUCUCUCUUUUUGAACGUGGUGGAGAUUAGCCACUUGGGAUGGAAAAAGAUCCGACUUGCUUUUCGCAGACCCGACCAACAUCCCCAGCAACUGCCAGGAGAGGUUUCCCAGAAAUCAUUGCAUUCUAUAGCAAUUUCUUCUAUUCCAAAGUCUAAAGGCUAUAAGCUGCUCGACGAAGAGAAAGUAGUCUCGCGUUUCUACCCGAUGACCGAAGUCGGAUUAGAAGCCAGCCCGCUUCCGGCGCACUUCAACGGCUAUGACAAAGGCAGCACAGGGCUCCUAGAAGACAUCUCAAAGGGUUAUGAUGAAACCCUGCCAUCCUACCGUCAAGCGGAAGAGCUAGAUGGUGUUAAAGUGCAAGCUUCUGAUGCUUUUGAACAGGCUUCUUCUGAACGUGCUGCCUCAGUGAGGUCCCCUUCGGUGCGUGCCCCAUCUGACCGAGCCCCCUCUGAACGUGCACUUUCUGAAAGGGCACCCACCCGUGCUGCUUCUGAGCAUGCAGGUUCAGAGCACACACCCUCUGUGCGAACACCUUCCAACAGUGCAACUCCCGAACGAGUACCCUCCCGAGCUGCCUCUGAACAUGCACCAUUGGAUUGUGCCCCUUCUGAGCGAGCACCCUCCCGUGCUGCCUCUGAACAUGCCCCUUCUGAUCGUGCACCCUCGGAGCGAGGUUCUUCACGAGCAGCUUCGGAGCGGGCUCCAUCCCAACCCGCUCUCUUUGAACCAGUUUCUUCUAGAACAGGCUCAGUCCAAGCUCUGUUAGAGAGCCCCCCUUCCUAUGCAAUAUCUGAUCUGCCACCAGAAGCAGAUGCCCCGAUUGAAUUGAUAACCUUAAAAGCACCUUCUAAACAGUCUCUAAUUGACCAAGCUCCCACUCAGGUAGGGUUAGAUCAAUCCCCCAAUGAGCCCACGCCAUUAAGAGCUCUUCCAGAGCAAGGCAACCCCAACCACACGUUCCCUGACCCUGAAGCUUUAGAACCAGAUAUUGUUGAAUAUGAGCCCCUAGGCCCAGAGAUGCCAUUACUCAAUCUCGAAUUCAUUCCCGACUCCAGAUCCCUGAGCAGGUUGAGCAAAGCUAGCAGCAGGGCCCGCUCAGACGACUUAACGGUCUGAUAUUGAAAGAAAAACGAAUGUCGAGGGAAAAUACAGUAUAAGAAGGAACAGUGCAAAAAAGAUCUGGGUAUUGAGCCAAUAAUGAGUGUAGAAUUGAAUGCAUUUCAUUCAGCAUUACCAAGGGCUGUUAGAAAAUAGGCCCGAUAUCUCUAUCUACUCUUUGUGGGUCUGUCUGUCUGUCCAUCUCUCUCGUUUAUUUUCUAUUUUGGCAAAAUAGUUGUAGGUUCAGUUUUAGUCUUGAUCUACUUUGGAACAAGCAUUUUCUUCCUGUUUAUCAUUGGCUGAGAACACCCAACAGACCUCAAUACCAUACAAUGGGCCACGUCUCUGGGCUACUCAAGUUAUAGAAUAUUAUUGUGGUGUUUGGGUCUGUUGGGUGCAAGACUGUCUCAUCAGCAGCUAGCCAAGGGUCGGACAAGGGUAGGGACACUCCUAUUUAUUCCUACAGAAUAAAAGAAUGAUUUCCAUUACGGUUACAGAGAACUGUAGUCCGAGUAGGAGGAUUUUCUGAUCAGGAUUAGAGUGCAAGCCAUAUAGGCUAGCUGGGUCUCUGGGGCUGAAUUAUUAAUAAAGAUGCUAAAUGGCUAGUAGCAAACAAUUAGCAACUAGUGUUGAAAUGAAAGGAAAGAUUCGAUUGGUUGUUGUGAAAACCUGCACUGGUGCAAUUUAACACCUAUGUUAUCAGUCCCUCUACGUCAGCUAUAUUUCCAGUUAAAGGGGUUGUAUACCCCCGACAAGUGUUGUCUAAGUACUUUCCAAUGUACUGUGUCUUAACUAUAGGAGAUCCAACUUCUACAGAAUUUCUGCUUCAUAUUGUAAUGACAUAUUCAAAAACAUUUACAAAUUUACACUGGAAGUUGCUCAGAAUGACAUUUUCUCAUUGGACAAAAUACUAUUUUAGGGUUUACUUCCCCUUUGAUGGUCAUUUUAAUCUGUACUGUUUCAUUUUAGGCCUUAGUGAUGUGUAUAUAUAUAUAUAUAUAUAUAUA